AUUCCCUACUCUUGUUCGCUCUAAUACCUCCUCCCUCCCCUUCUGUGCCCAUGACCUUGACUAUUGUUCUUCAACAAGCACGCCGUGGUGUUGCAAAGGUAUUCAUUAAAUUUUCUCCUUUAACGUUUGUUACAUGUUUAUUCCCACGGGUCAGAUAUCCACAUUCUGUAACUUGUUUCGAAAAGUCUUUUCUUUUGGAAACAGAAAAAAGGUGACCAUUACUGCCUUCACUACCACAAUCGGCCGCCAAUUCUCUAUAUUCCGCCCCGUCUAUAAGCAGGCAGCUGCUGAUGAUGAGCUGGUCGAGAACUUGAGCAAAGUUUAUCCUUCAGCGGAGGAAGCUGUCAAGGAUAUCCCUUCAGGUUCGACUCUGAUGGUUGGAGGAUUCGGACUCUGCGGUAUUCCAGAGAAUUUGAUCGCAGCAUUGAAGAAGCGUGCUUCAGACUGUAAGGACUUGAUUGUAGUUUCUAACAAUGCUGGCGUGGAUGAUUUUGGAUUGGGACAGCUCCUGCGUACCAAACAGAUCAAACGCAUGAUCAGCAGUUAUGUAGGCGAGAACAAGGAGUUUGAGCGCCAGUACCUCUCUGGAGAGCUCGAGGUUGAGUUGACUCCUCAGGGUACUCUAGCAGAGCGUGUUCGUGCUGGCGGUGCUGGUAUCCCAGCUUUCUUCACUCCUACUGCUUAUGGAACUGAAGUUCAAACUGGUGAGCUCACAAUCAAGUAUAGUCCGGAUGGCAAGCCUUUGAUCCGCAGCAAGCCUAGAGAAGUGCGCGAAUUUAAUGGCCGCAAGUAUAUUAUGGAAGAGGCCAUCGUUGGAGACUACUCAUUGGUCAAAGCCUGGAAGGGUGAUGCCUAUGGAAACCUAAUCUUUAAGGGAUCUGCUAUGAACUUCAAUCCGGUCAUGGCGAAGGGUUCCAAGAAUUGCAUUGCCGAGGUCGAGGAAAUCGUUCCCGUUGGUUCUCUCAGACCCGAGGACAUUCACUUGCCUGGCAUCUUCGUAAAGCGCAUCAUCCAGGGUAAGAACUAUGAAAAGAGGAUUGAACGUCUCACCUUGACUGAGGACAAACCUGUCGGCGUUACCAAUACCUCUCCUGUGGUUGAUGAAAGGGAUGAAGCUGCUCGUCGUCGUGAGAAGAUCGUUCGCCGUGCCGCUAAGGAGUUCAAGAACGGCAUGUAUGUCAACUUGGGUAUUGGUAUGCCCAUGCUUGCGUCCAACUACCUCAAGAAGGGCGUUGCUGUCCACUUGCAAAGCGAGAACGGUAUCCUUGGUUUUGGUCCCUUCCCCAAGCCUGGUGAACAGGAUCCUGAUCUGAUCAACGCUGGAAAGGAAACUAUCACACUUCUACCUGGCGCCUCACUCUUCUCAAGUGAUGAUUCGUUUGCAAUGAUUAGAGGAUCACACGUAGAUUUGACUAUUUUGGGAGCAUUGCAGGUGUCGGCCAAGGGUGAUUUGGCCAACUGGAUCAUCCCCCGAAAGAUGGUCAAAGGAAUGGGAGGGGCCAUGGAUCUAGUCGCCAGUCCCGGUACCCGUGUUGUCGUGACGAUGGAGCAUCUGGCAAAGGGCGGCAAGCAUAAGAUCCUAGAAGAAUGUACAUUACCUCUGACUGGCGUUGGUUGUGUUGAUAGAAUUAUCACAGACCUGUGUGUGUUUGAUGUCAAGGAUGGCAACCUUGUAUUGACCGAGUUGAUGGCGGAUGUUUCAUUGGACGAUGUGAAGCGUGGAACAGGUGCCAAAUUUACGAUCUCCCCCGACCUCAUCCAGAACUAGACAAAUAGCAUCCCACUCUCCUUUUGUAAAAAAAUAUAAACACAAUUUAUUAUUAUUCCAG
Molecule: messenger RNA, 1829 nt
Organism: Lobosporangium transversale
Lineage: Eukaryota; Fungi; Mortierellomycota; Mortierellomycetes; Mortierellales; Mortierellaceae
Product: 3-oxoacid CoA transferase 1
Exons: 5
Coding region: 134-1768 (544 amino acids)
Biological process (GO): ketone body catabolic process
Molecular function (GO): CoA-transferase activity
Source: RefSeq, a predicted model, not a curated record